UUGAUGUUAAUGCGCGCCUAGCCUGCUGAGACCGGACGUCAUUGUUCGCGAGGCAGAUGAACCACUGGAUCGCGUACGAGUCACAGUCGUACGGAUUGUCGUCGUUGGCACACAACUUCACUACGCAGACAUGAGGAAAUUGGCAGGUUUACGUUUUCUGAAGUUUAGCCAGAAAGACUACCAUGCUAUGGCAGCACCUGAGAUGCCUCCAUGUGAUUAUCAGCCAAAGAAGUACACAGGACUACAUUAUGACAAGAUUCAAGAAAUACGAGAAGAUCACCUGGUUCCAUGCAUUGUAUCCUACUAUAAAAAGCCUCUGUUAAUCCAUGAUGGAUAUAUGCAGUGGCUCUUUGAUCACACCGGCAAACGAUAUCUUGAUAUGUUUGGAGGAGUUGUAACUGUUAGUGUUGGACAUUGUCAUCCUACUGUAAAUAAAGCAGCCAAAGAGCAGAUGGAAACUUUGUGGCAUACUACUAAUAUAUACAUGCACCCAAAAGUCCAUGAAUAUGCAGAAAAAUUGACAGCAAAACUUCCAGGAGAUCUAAAGUUUGCAUAUUUUGUGAAUACAGAUUCUGAAGCUAAUGAUCUGGCACUCAUUAUGGCUCGACUUCAUACCAAACACUUUGACAUUAUUUCAUUUCGCAAUGCAUAUCAUGGAAUGAGUACAUACACCAUGGGCCUUACUGCACUGUCCACAUGGAGGAUAAAUGUUCCUAUUGCUCAAGGAAUUCAUCAUGCAAUGAAUCCUGAUGUGUAUCAAGGGAUAUGGGGCGGUGCUCAGUGUCGGGAUUCUCCAGCACAAACAACACGGACUUGUGAUUGCCAGCCAAACAAGUGCCAAGCAAGUGAUUUGUAUUAUGACCAGCUUGAAGCUAUUUUCAAAUACUCUUUGCCAAGAGGACAGGUGGCUGGAUUAUUUGCUGAAGCUGUACAAGGACUUGGCGGAAUAGUUCAGUUUCCAAAGGGUUAUUUAAAAAGAGCUUAUGAAUUGGUGAGGAUAAAUGGUGGCGUAUGCAUUGCAGAUGAAGUACAGUCUGGAUUUGGACGCACUGGAGAACAUUUUUGGGGAUUUGAAAUGCAUGGUGUGAAGCCUGACAUUGUAACAAUGGCAAGGGCAAUUGGAAAUGGUUUUCCAAUGGCUGCUGUUGUAACAACACCUGAAAUAGCUAAAACUAUGGGACAGGUUUUGGACUUAAAUACCUUCGGAGGAAAUGCUCUUGGAUCCGCUGUUGGACUUGCUGUUCUUAAAGUUAUAGAAGAUGAACGGGCACAAAGAAACUGUCUGGAGGUUGGCACACACUUAAUAAAACAGCUUGCAUUACUGAGAGAUGAAUUUGAAUGUAUUGGAGAUGUGCGAGGCAAGGGAUUAAUGGUUGGUAUUGAAAUGGUGGCAGACAAGGACAAGAAAACUCCGAUCUCGGCAAAACAAUUCAUGGAAAUAUGGGAGGACUGUAAAGACAUGGGAGUACUGUUGGGGAGAGGUGGACUUUGUGGAAAUGUUCUGCGCAUGCAGCCACCAAUGUGUAUUACCAAAGCAGAUGCAGAUUUUACUGUUGAUGUUAUUCGAAGGGUUCUUCUGAAACAAAGACUGAAAAACAAAAAGACCCAAGAUAGACAUAAAUGAUGUCUAUUUCUUUG
This is a messenger RNA of Schistocerca piceifrons (Central American locust), 1638 nucleotides long. Its product is annotated as alanine--glyoxylate aminotransferase 2, mitochondrial-like. Lineage: Eukaryota; Metazoa; Arthropoda; Insecta; Orthoptera; Acrididae. Bases 131 to 1624 code for a protein of 497 amino acids. The transcript has 10 exons. Gene Ontology annotation, cellular component: mitochondrion. The record is from RefSeq and is a predicted model, not a curated record. Gene Ontology annotation, molecular function: L-alanine:glyoxylate transaminase activity; pyridoxal phosphate binding. Gene Ontology annotation, biological process: glyoxylate catabolic process.